AUGUCUUUCACUGGGAAAUAUGAGACGGAGAGUCAAAACCACUAUGAGGAGUUUCUGGAAGCACUUGGGCUUCUCAAUGUCAAGACGGACCACAAAGUGGUAACGGAGGUGCUUCAGGGUGGGAACGAAUUCACCUGGACACAAACCAUUCCAGGCUUCACCUGGUCCAAUAAUUUCACCGUUGGUCAGGAAUGUGAGCUGUCGACAAUGAAGGGUGAAAAGUUUAAGGCUCUUGUCAAUAAGGACGGCGAAAAGAUUUCAGUUCAGUUUCCUCAGUACCGCUUCACAGCAGAGAUGAUUGAGGAUAAACUGGUUAUGAAUUGCAUAACUCCAGGGGAGGAGGGUGUGACUUUCAAAAGAAUUAGCAAAAGAAUCUAAUGCUGCGAGACUCAACAUGCUUCAAUGG
Molecule: messenger RNA, 406 nt
Organism: Cottoperca gobio
Lineage: Eukaryota; Metazoa; Chordata; Actinopteri; Perciformes; Bovichtidae
Product: gastrotropin-like
Exons: 4
Coding region: 1-378 (125 amino acids)
Molecular function (GO): lipid binding
Source: RefSeq, a predicted model, not a curated record